GUACCGUGCGCUUUUUUGACAAUGACAGAAUUUAACUUAGCGGCAAUGCGUUUGUGUAUGUGGGCUUGUGUGAAAGUGAAACAGCUAAAACCAUUUUCCUGGACACCAGUAGCUUCUUUUAGGAAUCUGUUUUUGGUUUGGCUCAGCAAAAAAGUUUCGAUUAUUAACGAUGGUGAAACGCGGUCGAAGAAGAGGCAAAAAGGCGCUUAAAAGGGACGGCUCCCAGUUAGUGGCGAAGCCUUCAAGUGCCACAUCGAACAUCGACUUUUCGCCAAGAGUACAUCCUAGUACGAAUGAUUGCUAUCCAUUAAAUAAGCUUUGUCGUUUGUGCCUGUUGUCCAAUACAAAUAUGGAACCGAUAUUUUCUUUUCCUGGGGACGAUAGACUGGUCGAUAAAAUCUUCCAGUGCACCAAUCUGAAGAUUUCUGAGAAUGAUAACCAAGGAAUUCCGACGUCGAUUUGCGGUCAAUGUAAGAAGCAACUUGAUCAAUGUUAUGAGUUUCGUUUGCUUUGCUGGAAAAACAACGAAGUACUGCAUAAUCUCCAUGCAAUUCUCAGCCCACGAAAAGCUACGGCACCUAUUGCGCGUCCUGAACAAACAAUUUUGUCCAACCCUGUUGUGCAACUGAAGAAACUAGACAUGAACGCAGGCCCAUCACAGCGUGAUCAAAUUGAUCUGUCUAAACUUUGUUCUACACCUAGAGCAGGAAAAAGAGGAAAUUCGUCAAGACGCAGUUUCGGCGAAAUUUCAUUAAAUCAGCUGUACACGCCGACUCGUCGUGGUCAUAAAGCAUCCAGUAUAUAUCCUCGGUUCUCAAAGGAACUAGUAGUGCGACUAAGUCCUAUAUCUGCCGCCCUCAUUAAUAAAUAUAAAAAGGUUGCUGGAAGUACAAAGACAAAAGCAGCAGUGAAGUCGUUUGCCCAGCCUGUUAAACCUAGGGGAAGACCAAAGUCUUUUCCACAAUCGGUUACAAAAGCCAAACCUCCAUCAGCUAGUAAACCUCCGCCAGUUUUCAAAUCUCCGUCUCCUGCUAAAUCUCCAUCAGCUACUAAAACAAGAGUGGAAAAAAGGACUCCAAAAGUAACGAAAGCAACUAAACCAAUAAAAUCUCCAAAAGCAACGAAGCCUAAACCUGCAGCACCCGUAGCGAAAAAACCCAAGGUCAAACGGGUUGAGAUUGCGAUGCCACCCAAGAAACGCAAGGAAAAUUUUGCAGCGGUGGUUCCCACAACCGUUACCUGUUUACUGUGCUCACAGUCCUUUGUCAGCCAGAAAACUCUCAGUCGUCAUAUGGCCACCCACGAAAAUGACUUGCUUAUAGAUACAUUGAAUCGCAAGUUGAACCGUAUUUUUAAUUGCGACGCAUGCCAUAAAGAAUAUCUUAAACCAUCGCAACUAGCCGAGCAUCUGUCCAGUGCGGAGCACAUUGUAAACGCUGGAUCGGAUGAACCAGAUCAGGCAGCCGAGGAGUCGAUUCUUCCUGAUAACAAUGAUGAUGAUGAUGAAGGGGAAAUGAUCACCGACGAUAACCCCCCAGUAGUCCCCGUCGAAGUAGCACAUGAUACGUCAGCAGAGGUAGAAGAUAUUACCGAUCAGCCUGCUCAUGAAGAGAUUGAUCGACAGCAGCCGUCUCCGGACACUAACGUCGUUUCUCAGCAUAGUGAUGAUCAUGGCGUCGAGGACAAUGAGCAACAAAUGGCGCAGACAUGCGAGAAUGAAGGUGAACAGCCAUCAGCGAGAGAAAACGUCAUCAAUCGAGAUGCCAGUCCCAUUCCGGUAGAUAGUGAAUCUUCACGAUCGCGUGAUGGUGGCGUACAGUACAGCGAUGUGUGUUCGACAAACAAUGAAGAGAAUCUCUUCAAUGGUAGUGGAACCGAUGUUUUCAACUCAUCGCGCCGAGUGACUUUUUCAGACAUCACAGAGGUGGUUGAUUAACUGUUGCGUUAGACGCCAUUCCUUGAUAACUGGCGAAAUUAUUUCGCGGUUUUUUAUUUGGAAUUCAAAACUUUAUACCUAUUUUUCAUAUAGAUUUAAGUACGAUUGUCUUUUGUGGAGUUUCAGUGAAUUUUCAACAAUAAUAUGUCGAUUCUUUGUUAUAAAUUGUGUGUAAAAUGCUGUAGCGGUUGUCCGCAGACGCAAGUCAGACCCACUUCUUCAAGAUAUUAUGGAUAAUGGGACUUACUAGCGAUCAAAAACUGUUAAUUUCGAUAUCAAAAUGUUAGGAAUAUAGUUUCUUAUGACGAUGAAUAAUAGACCUAACAUAACGUAACCUUAGAAUACCGUGAUCUCGCGCACUGUAUCAUGUUUUGAGUGUUAACGAUAUUGUUUUCCAAUAUACUUACAUUUUUUUUAAAUCGCACAAAGAAUCACCUACCAGUUCAAAUUUUGGAUUUCCUCGAAAGACAGAAGUCUGAAUAGGAUUGAUUAUACAUGCCAUUUAAGCCCACUUAUACAGUCUACCGAGAGCGUAAUUAAGAAACAUUUAAUCCGUUCAUUGUUUACUGCGGCCUUCGUCAGCAAGGGUACCGAAAAACUUGAAACUAAAGCGUGGUAGAAAAAGUUUCAAAAGAACUAAAUUAUUCGAAAAUGAAUGAUAAUGAACUUAAAAAAUCGCAAAUAUUACUUCUAAAUUACUCGGGGUAAGUUUAAGGUGCGUGAAAUUGCGGUACAUUAAAAAACAAUAGAAGCAUACAGCUAUUCUGUGUAAACAAACAGCAACUCAUGAAUAAAAUUCUUCAGGUGAUUACAA
Messenger RNA from Topomyia yanbarensis, 2750 nucleotides. RefSeq lists its product as uncharacterized. Gene Ontology annotation, molecular function: zinc ion binding. The record is from RefSeq and is a predicted model, not a curated record. NCBI's taxonomy places the organism in Eukaryota, Metazoa, Arthropoda, Insecta, Diptera, Culicidae. The coding region runs from base 170 to 1936 and encodes 588 amino acids. The transcript is spliced from 6 exons. Gene Ontology annotation, cellular component: nucleus.